Messenger RNA from Fraxinus pennsylvanica, 429 nucleotides. NCBI's taxonomy places the organism in Eukaryota, Viridiplantae, Streptophyta, Magnoliopsida, Lamiales, Oleaceae. The record is from the annotation of a GenBank genome assembly.
AUGCCUAAGAAGAAUAUUGUGUCAUGGAUUAGUAUGAUUUCAGGGUACAUACAGGAUGGGUUGGCAAGCGAGGCAUUGAGAUUGUUUGAUGAAAUGUUGAGUGAUGACUCAGAGGUGAAGUCCAAUUGGGUGACAGUUAUGAGUGUUUUGCCUGCAUGUGCACGUUCAGCUGCACUUGAUUGGGCGAGGAAGAUUCAUGCUUCUGCUAGGGAGAAAAUGUAUACUGAAGCUGGCAUAUGUGAAGAAGUGAAUCAUUUAAGGGCUCUUUUGAAAUCACAGGGCGUAAAGAAAAAUCUCGAUUGCAGUUGGAUUGAGAUAAAUGGGAAAGCUCAUUUGUUUCUUAGAGGAGAUACAUCACAUUCACAAUCUAAGGAAAUUUAUAGGCUAUUGGAGGAACUGCCUGAGAAGAUAAAGGCGACUGGUUAUUGA